CACAGAAUUAGAGAAAACCGAACUUCUAGGAAAACAUAUUUCAACUGCAGAUUACCUCGUUUUUGAACCACAGAACUCUAAUUUCGAGUUAAGAUGAAAAAUAAGUUGAAAUUGGAUUAAUAAAAUAAGUCUCGCCAUGUCUUCGAAAAAAGUAGAGGUGGAUAUAGAAUAUUGUUCUGAAUGUGGCCUUCACAAGGAGUUUCAAACUGUGUCAUAUGCUUUGAAAAAGGGAUGUCCCAAUGUUGAAGUAAGAGGACAUGAAGGAAGAAGAGGUUCCUUCGAAGUGAAAAUGAAUGACACUUUGAUACAUUCAAGACUUGAUUCCUUAGCAACGCCAGAUUAUGAAGAUUUAUGUAAAAUUUGUACAAAUCUUUCACUUGGAAGACCAAUUCCACCAAGUUGUAAAACAAAGAAUGAUUGUCAAAUACUUUGAGAACUAUAUAUGAUAAAAACGAAUAAUUAAA
Harmonia axyridis is the source of this 464-nucleotide messenger RNA. RefSeq names its product migration and invasion enhancer 1. Lineage: Eukaryota; Metazoa; Arthropoda; Insecta; Coleoptera; Coccinellidae. The record is from RefSeq and is a predicted model, not a curated record. The transcript has 4 exons. The coding region runs from base 137 to 433 and encodes 98 amino acids.